UACUAAAGGCACCCGGCAGGCCCUGGGUUUUGCCGGACUGCAGGCGAACGGAGACCCUGUUUUCAGGGCCGGGCUGCGCCCCUCCGUCUGUUCUAACACUGGUCCGGCCGCAAGGGGCUGAGUCUGCAGUCCGCAGGGACAGUCACGCUCCCGCGCCGCUCCCUGUCCCCGCCCCGCGCCCGGCCGGAGGAGCAGCGCCGCGAGCCCGGAGCCUGGAGUGGCCGGCCGAAGUCGAGGUGCGCGUCUCAGACCCAAGCUCCUGGGUGCAGAUCCCCGGCUGGGGCGGCCGAAGCUCGGGCCUGGUUCUGCGUCGGCGGAGCGGCGCCGGCGGCCCGGGCCCCACCGGAGGAAGAAUCCAGCGGAGCCGACGGUCGACGCGGAGCUUUGGAGGACGCCGCGCCCCAAGCCCGGGUGGGGAAACGGAGGUGUUCCCCGGACCCCGGAGACACAGACUCCGAGCCCGACACCUCUGAGAGAGGUGGGCUGAUUCACCAAGGCACACCCAGACUCUGCAGGUACCCAGGCUCAGAUGCUGCCCACCCGGCGAUGCACUGCCCCAGACUAGCCCUGGGCCUGGGGUUCUGCCUGCUGGUGGGCAUGGCCCUCUGCUCUCUGUGCUCUGGGGGCCGCCCCCAACCACCAGCCCCCUGUGUGCAGGGCCUGGCAUCAAGAGCAUUCCUGUCCCAGGAAUGAACGGCUGCACGGCUAAUGACUCAUUGAGGCUAAUGACUCAUUGCGGAAAACCAGGAGGCUUUGUCCUCCGAGGGUGUAUGUCGAGAACUGGCUGCCGGUCUCCUAUGUCCCCUAUUAUCUCCCCUGCCCAGAGAUCUUCAACAUGAAGCUGCAGUACAAGGGGGAGAAGCCAUUCCAGCCUGUGACACCAUCACAGUACCCUCAGCCCAAGCUGCUGGAGCAAAAGCCCACAGAGUUCCUGACACUCACACCCUGGCUAGCGCCCAUCGUCUCCGAGGGAACCUUCGAGCCGGAACUUCUGCGUCAUAUCUACCAGCCGCUGAACCUGACCGUCGGGGUCACGGUGUUUGCCGUGGGGAAGUACACCCAGUUCGUCCAGCGCUUCCUGGAGUCAGCCGAGCAGUUCUUCAUGCAGGGGUUCCAGGUGCACUACUAUGUCUUCACUAACGACCCCACGGCCGUUCCUCGGGUCCGGCUGGGCUCUGGCCGCCUCGUCAGCAUCAUCCCCAUCCUGAGGCACUCCCGCUGGGAGGAGAUCUCCACACGCCGCAUGCAGAGCAUUAGCCAGCACAUUGCCGAGAGGGCGCACCGGGAGGUCGACUACCUCUUCUGCCUCGAUGUGGACAUGGUGUUCCGGAACCCGUGGGGCCCCGAGACCUUGGGGGACCUGGUCGCUGCCAUUCACCCCGGCUACUUCGCUGUUCCCCGCCAGCAGUUCCCCUACGAGCGCCGGCCUCUUUCCACCGCCUUUGUGGCGGAUGGCGAGGGGGAUUUCUAUUAUGGCGGGGCGGUCUUUGGGGGGCGGGUGGCCGAGGUAUACGAGUUUACCAGAGGCUGCCACAUGGGCAUCCUGGCAGACAAGGCCAACGGCAUCAUGGCGGCCUGGCAGGAGGAGAGUCACCUGAACCGCCGCUUCAUCUCACAUAAGCCCUCCAAAGUGCUGUCCCCCGAGUACCUCUGGGAUGACAGGAAGCCCCAGCCCCCCAGCCUGAAGCUGAUCCGCUUUUCUACCCUCGACAAGGACACCGACUGGCUGAGAAGCUGAUGGCUGAGCCGGGGCUGCCGUGGAUGGGGGGACCCCAGUGAGCGCCCAGCUCACCGGAGCCUCCCUGCACCGGUGCCUCACUUCUCAAGCCUUAAGUGAGACCAGCCCUGUGCUGUCCACCUCUCAGUCUGCCAGCAGAAUCCAAUGGGAAAAUGGGCCUGUGAAGACCUUUGUAAACUGUGAAGGGUGGUGCGCAUAUGAGGAGAACGCCAAGAUCAUGUAGCCUGUGUCCCAAGAACAGCAGGACAGGAGGCGGGGAGACCAGAGGUAGAAAAAGACAGGGCCCGGCAGGCCUCACCCAGCACACGUGCCUUGGGGCAGGCUCUGGAGUCUCAGCCCCGCCCAGUACCUCAAAUUCCCCCUCUGCCCCCCUUCUGUUGCCUGUUGCCCUUAAAGUUGCACUUCUAACACUGUGUGAAAGGCAUCCCGGACCCCUUUUCUCUGGCUCCAGGAGUCCUGGAUACUGUGAUGUCCCCCAGCCACACGGAGCCAGUCCCUCGCUCAGGUCCCUGAGGGAGCCUUUGAAAUCGCCCAGGUCUAGGCUCGCUCUGGUUUCAUGUCCCACCUCCCUUGAGGUGCACCACACUCCCUGGCACCAGCCGCCUCCUUUGUAAGAGGGUUUGGGCAGUUUUUAAUAAAGGUGGCGUGUGCUUGGCCCUAAUCGGGGUUUCUUCACCUGCA
Molecule: messenger RNA, 2419 nt
Organism: Aethalodelphis obliquidens (Pacific white-sided dolphin)
Lineage: Eukaryota; Metazoa; Chordata; Mammalia; Artiodactyla; Delphinidae
Gene: GBGT1
Product: globoside alpha-1,3-N-acetylgalactosaminyltransferase 1 (FORS blood group)
Exons: 8
Coding region: 836-1738 (300 amino acids)
Biological process (GO): carbohydrate metabolic process
Cellular component (GO): vesicle; Golgi apparatus; membrane
Molecular function (GO): globoside alpha-N-acetylgalactosaminyltransferase activity
Source: RefSeq, a predicted model, not a curated record